AUGGUAGCUCGCGUGGAUAUUGACCAGUCUCGGGCUGAGAUAACUGCUCUUCAGACCCUUGUUGAUGCCCACCAUCGGGAGCACAAGGCUCUCUGCGAGAUGCUUGAGCGCAAGGGCGUUCUUCAUCGGAAGAAGCAGCGUACUGAUGGUACGGCUUAA
Molecule: messenger RNA, 159 nt
Organism: Peronospora matthiolae
Lineage: Eukaryota; Oomycota; Peronosporomycetes; Peronosporales; Peronosporaceae
Source: the annotation of a GenBank genome assembly